Molecule: messenger RNA, 1313 nt
Organism: Malus domestica (apple)
Lineage: Eukaryota; Viridiplantae; Streptophyta; Magnoliopsida; Rosales; Rosaceae
Product: 1-aminocyclopropane-1-carboxylate oxidase 1
Source: RefSeq, a predicted model, not a curated record
UAGCAUGAUAUGUCGUUGUGCACAAGAACUAGAACAAGUGAGCUUAUUCCAUCACUCACCUCUCUACCUUCCAAUCCCAAUGGCAACCUCCCCGGAACCAAUCUCCGAAAACCCUGUUGAUUUUCGUGCCCCGCCGCCUUCUCCCGUUGCCUCUGGUCGCCUAUCAUCAAUCGCAAACGAUGAAGUCCUCACCGAAUUCCUCGAGCACUCCCUCCAAGUCCCUGACCUCAUCUUGCCAGACAAGUUCUUCCCCAAGCAAGUAUCUAUUGAAAACAAUCCUCCCACAAUUGAUUUUGCAGCCCUGAAUUCGGAUGGAUGUGACGCUAGUCUUUGCAAGGUGGUGGAGUCCAUAGCAAGAAAUGGAUGUUUUCAGCUGGUGAACCAUGGAAUUUCAAGUGAGCUUGUGGGGUCAGUGCAGGCUGCCGCCACGGGAAUCUUUAGCGUGUCACCGGAGAAGAGGGCGGAGGUUACUAGGUCACCGGAGAAGCCAUACGGGUUCGAGGAAGUUCAUGCUGAGGAGGCUGACAAUGUAUUGAGUGAAGAGUUUGUUUGGUGUAGAGACCAAGGCUUGAAGUUGGCAAUGGAUGGAAUUGCCCCAAUUGGAUAUUCAAAUUUCAGUGAGAAACUAGAGACCCUUAUGACAAAUAUUGAGAAGGUCUGUGAGAAAAUUCUACUAAGCUUGUUGAUUAAUUCUCAAGAAAAAAUCAUUCAUGGAGAAAGCAAAAAUGAUGAAAUGGUGCAAAGGAAAGAAGUUGGGACGGUUUGUUGCUUGUACAAGCAUAGCCAGAAUGUGUUACAAGAUGAAUGGGAUAGGUCUCUGAGAUAUGAUGUGAUUAAGAUGCUGAUUAGAGGGACUGAUUACUCUCAUGCCUUGUGUUUCCAUAUCUGUGAUGGUUCUUCAGAGUUCCAUGUUUACUCCAAGAAAGGUUGGGUUUCUUUUAUCCCAGUUCAAAAUGCCCUAAUAGUCACCACUGGGGACCAAAUACAGGCAUGGAGUGGCAGCCAGUAUAAGCAUGUGAUUGGAAGGCCAAUCUUUAAAGGUGAGGAGGAAUGUAUUUCAAUGGCUUUCCUCUAUUCUCCUCCAAGCUUCAUUACAAACUUCCAAAGCAGCAAGGAAAAUACUAUUUCGCUUGGUCAACAAGUUAUAGUGGCUAUACUUCUUACUCUUUUCUACCAAUUUUCAGUAUACUUGUCAAGCCAUUUCUGAUGCAUUUACUCGUCAAGUUAUUUGAAAUUUUCAAAUAGGGUAGUAUAUACAUGUGAAUGUGUGGAUGUAUUUUGGAUGAUCUUGGAAUUAUUUUAUACAUUGUGAA